AUGGGCCGCGACACCAAGCCGCUGGACUCGGACUACUCGGACUCGGACGUGGACAUGGACGUCCCGUUCCGUGCACGCGUCCCUAAGCUCGUGGUAUUGCCUGCCUGCCCGCCAGUGCCAGCCUCCGACGUUGGCGUCGAAGCGCCGCCAAUGAACCUUCUGUCGCUACUGCCGCCAGACAUGUGGGUGCAACUCACGCCGGCCGAGCGCGCGAGCUUGCUGCCGACGCUGCCCGACUUGAGUGGCUGGUGGGGCUUGUCGUCCGACGACGCGGCCGCCGAGAACGUGCGGCUGCUUCUCGCAGGCGCCAACGUCAACUUUGGCAACCCGCUCGCGCGAUUCAGCUUUCCGAGCGCCGCACGGAGCGCGCGGAUCCGCGACGAGCGUGUCGCGUUCGAGUGGGCUCGCACCGAGUACGCGUCGUCGGUCACCGCCUCGAUCCUUUCGCACCGCGCGCAGCUGCUGCGCGAGCCCAUGUCGCUGGACGAGCAUGCCCUGUCGACACCGGCAGCGGUGCCGGCGUCGGGCCGCAUUGUCAUCGACGAGCUUCGGCCAUCGGCGCCGUCGCUCUUUUUGGCGAUUCGCGCAGCCCUGCACGGCACGCCGCGCACAGCAAGCGAUGUCUGCGACAUCGUGUCGGCCGAGCACACGUGGACCCCGGCCUUGGACGGCGUCAAUGUGCCCGAGCUGACGCCGCGCCUGUAUGUGGAGAGCGCCCUCGUCUUUUUAUCGCAGCCGAUCGUCUCGACCGAGUUUGCCGGCGGCGCGCACGGCUGGGACGUGCCAUUUGUGGCCUUCGACCCGGCCACCGAGACGUAUACGUGGCGACGAGACGCGUCGAUCGAGCACGUGAGCAUGGACGACGCGGUGCGGGUAUUGCACCUCGAACGUCUCUUCCGGUCGCCAUUCCGCGAGACAGAUCCGAGCUUGCAAUCGCAUGCUGCCAUCUUGCGCGUCGCUCGGGCCCACAACGAAGCGUCCAAGCGGCCGCGACACGACGAAGAAGCUAUGGACCCAGCACCGUUGCCUCCCGCGUGCACCCUCAAGACGGCCGACGUGCCGAUGGCCGCGCAGCAGCGUCCAUCACAAGCCAUGUACCACGCGCAGGACCGCCAGCGCUACAGCAAACCCGGCAUGGUCUUCACGUACGUCAACACGGAGACGGGGCACGAGACGUCGGUCGGACCGCUGCUGCCCGUGGUCGACAGCCCCGUCGAUGACGCGUCGCUCUUGGUGGCUGUGCCUGACCUGCCGCCGGCCGCGUCCGUGGGCUGGAUCAACAUUACGCGCGAUGCGCUCGCCCGCCUUCCGCCAAGCGGCGGGUCGCGCGCCGACAUUGUAGCGCUCGCCGCACUCUCCAUGUACACGACCCUGGUUUGUUGUUGUUUUGUAUCAACUUGA
This is a messenger RNA of Saprolegnia parasitica CBS 223.65, 1401 nucleotides long. RefSeq lists its product as hypothetical. The transcript has 9 exons. The record is from RefSeq and is a predicted model, not a curated record. Gene Ontology annotation, cellular component: Ino80 complex. Lineage: Eukaryota; Oomycota; Saprolegniomycetes; Saprolegniales; Saprolegniaceae. The coding region runs from base 1 to 1401 and encodes 466 amino acids.